GAAGAAGAAGAAGAAGAAGAAGAAGAAGAAGAAAGCAGAAGCCAUGUGCUGCGGUGACGAUUGUGAAUGCCGGCCUCUGGGCUUUCUCCUGGGUCUCCCCUUCGCCUUCCUCUCCCUCCUCCUUUCCAUCAUCGGAGUCAUUAUCUGGAUCAUUGGGUUGGCGUUGACUUGCAUAUGCCCGUGUUGCCUGUGCGUGACGAUCAUAGUGGAGCUGGCUCUGGGGUUGAUCAAGGCUCCAAUCCACGUGAUGAAGUGGUUCACCUCCAAGAUCCCUUGUUAGAUUUUAGUUUCGAAAGAAGUGUAUGACAGAAACAUUAAUUCAUCUCCGUUGGUGUUGGUGUAUUAUCAAGUAAUUAAUUUCAUUUUUUUUCUUUCAUAUU
Messenger RNA from Vitis riparia (riverbank grape), 380 nucleotides. RefSeq names its product signaling peptide TAXIMIN 1-like. Bases 44 to 280 code for a protein of 78 amino acids. The record is from RefSeq and is a predicted model, not a curated record. Lineage: Eukaryota; Viridiplantae; Streptophyta; Magnoliopsida; Vitales; Vitaceae. The transcript is spliced from 2 exons.